Molecule: messenger RNA, 768 nt
Organism: Umbelopsis ramanniana AG
Lineage: Eukaryota; Fungi; Mucoromycota; Umbelopsidomycetes; Umbelopsidales; Umbelopsidaceae
Exons: 3
Coding region: 38-691 (217 amino acids)
Source: RefSeq, a predicted model, not a curated record
UAGGCUGUGCUCUAAUGACCCUAAACGACCAACUUCCAUGGGACCACUGUUUGAUAAACCUGUGGUCGAAAAUACGGUUGCGUUUGAGCGACAGUAUGAUUUUGAGAACAUCGCAGGUGAUAUAGAGGAAGAAAUAGUGGCAGAAAUUCAAACAACAUCUCCGAAAACCCCUCUCUUCACUGACGUCAGGUCACCUUUAAUAGAAGUAUGCCAUCGAUUACGAGUUAAUAUUCAUUGGGUCGACAGAAAGGAGCAAACCAUGUCACUGGCUUACCCUGUAGUCGUCUCAACAUUGCCGUUUAAAGAUGUCUCUGCUAGGGCGUUAGCAGAUUUGGCCCCUCCAACUAUUCUGUGGACUCGAGCGGCCGUCGGUUCAGAUGGGGAUGAGGUAGUCAUUGAGGAUGUGCGGCAUGAUAAUGAAUUACCGAGCUAUGGCAACUUGAUACCGACCUCAAGACCGUCGAUAAAUACAUCCUUUAAUACAUCCGCUAUAGCAUCGUCCGAUUCCUCAAAUGACGCCUCACCUCCUUCCACCCCGCAGUCUAUUUCAUCGGCAAACUCAAAUUUAUCAAUCACGCCUGGUAAUAACUCCUUGGAAGAUAACGUCGUCAGAGCCAUGCGCUCAGUCAGAAGUAUCAUGACGCAUGAUUCACAAGGCGUUGGACUCGCACUUGCCAAACUGUUUCCAUAGCUAUGUAAUAUUAUAGGUAUAUACUGAUGUACCAAUGUAGUUAUAAAGAUUUCAUUGUUUUCAACACAAAUUUUUUU